AUGGGCAUGUUGCGCACGCCCGCGGAAGGCGGAGCUGAGGGCAGUAUGAAAGGCUCACAUGCCUCGUUUCAUCCUCCGCCUCUCUACAGCAAAAUGGCGACUGUUGACUACGACUCCUCCGUGGAUCAAGAGAUGGACGUAACCAGUGACGAGGAGUUAGAGAGGGAAGCUGAAGGCUUUAAAGAACAGGGUAAUGCCUACUAUGUCAAGAAGGACUAUGCUGAAGCAUUCAACUUCUACACCAAAGCCAUCGACCUGUGUCCAAAAAAUGUCAGCUACUAUGGCAACCGUGCAGCCACAUUGAUGAUGCUGAGCCGCUACAGAGAGGCAUUGGAGGACUCCCAGCUGGCCGUGCGACUAGACAACACCUUCAUGAAGGGUCACAUGCGUGAGGGCAAAUGCCACCUGCUGCUCGGCAACGCAAUGGCCGCCGGCCGCUGCUUCCAGAAGAUUCUAGACCUGGAACCAGACAACAGCCAGGCCCAACAGGAGAUGAAGAAUGCAGAAUCCAUCCUGGAGUUCGAGCGAAUGGCUGAGAUUAGCUUUGAAAAGCGAGACUUUAGGAUGGUGGUUUUCUGUAUGGAUCGGGCACUGGAGUCUGCAUCUGCAUGUCACAGGUUCAAGGUGCUUAAAGCUGAAUGUCUGGCACUGCUAGGACGUUAUCCAGAGGCCCAAUCUGUUGCUAGUGACAUUUUGCGGAUGGACUCCACAAACGGUGAUGCCCUGUAUGUGCGGGGAUUAUGUCUGUACUAUGAAGAUUGUAUCGAUAAAGCUGUGCAGUUCUUCAUUCAAGCACUCCGCAUGGCACCAGACCAUGAAAAAGCCCGUCUAGCCUGCAGAAAUGCUAAAGCUCUGAAGGCAAAGAAAGAAGAAGGGAACAAGGCGUUUAAAGAGGGCAGCUAUGAAGAAGCUUAUAACCUCUACUCUGAAGCCCUGACCAUCGACCCAAACAACAUUAAAACCAACGCUAAGCUCUACUGCAACCGAGCCACUGUUGGAUCCAAGUUACAUAAACUGGAUCAGGCCAUUGAAGACUGUACAAAGGCUAUUAAACUGGACGAGUCCUAUAUUAAGGCUUAUUUGAGAAGAGCCCAGUGUUACAUGGACACGGAGCAGUAUGAAGAGGCCGUCAGAGACUAUGAGAAGGUUUAUCAAACAGAAAAGACUAAAGAACACAAGAACCUGUUGAAGAACGCUCAGUUAGAGCUGAAGAAAAGCAAGAGGAAAGAUUAUUACAAAGUUCUAGGGGUGGAUAAAAAUGCCACAGAAGAUGCAAUCAAGAAGGCUUACCGUAAACGUGCCCUUAUGCACCAUCCAGACCGACACAGCGGAGCGAGUGCUGAGGUGCAGAAGGAGGAGGAGAAGAAGUUUAAGGAGGUUGGGGAGGCCUUUACCGUGCUGUCCGACCCCAAGAAGAAAUCUCGCUAUGACAGCGGUCAUGAUCUGGAGGAUGAUGACAUGAACAUGGACCUUGAUGCCAACAACAUCUUCAAAGCAUUCUUUGGAAGUCCUGGUGGCUUUAGCUUUGAAGCAUCUGGACCUGGGAAUUUCUUCUUCCAGUUUGGUUAACUUGGCAACUUCCAGUAUGUAUGCAGUAGUUCCACAACCGAAUCCCCCAGAAACCGGUUUACUCAUCUUCAUCCCUGCUCUCUGGUGCAACAGGCCUUCGGCCCCACAGUUCGACUGCAUCUGUGCCAUUGACUUGUUUUACUGCUUUUGCACAAAGACAGCAACGGCAGGGGCAUAACCAUUCUGUACCAGACAAACAUGAUGCACUGUGUCUGUUUUGGCCCUUGUAAAACUGUUUUUUUUUUAACACUGUAUCAUCCAAAAUUAACCCCUUUUUCCACAUUCAAAAGAAAUGAAGAUGCCAAUAUAUUUGUUUUGAAAAGCCUUGACCACAAAAUAAGAUGAUUUGUUGGGUGGGGUGGGGCGGGGUGAGUGUAGGUGAAGUGUUUUAUUAAGGUGCAAACCUGUCUUCGACAAAUCCAUCGUUUCUUCUUAAAACUGAGUAUUUUGAGCAUUCUGAGAAGACUCAGAUCUCAUUUUACUCUCACUCAAUCCCUCAAGCUUACUGAUCACAAACUGGUCCAUCUGUAUCCAAAGCAUGUUGGUUAAAACCAUGGAGUAAUACAGGAAAUGAUUACUGCUAGAGACAUGUGGAUUGUUAAAACCUGUAUAAAGUAAUAAUUCAACAGAUUAUAUUUAUGCAACAUUGUAAAACAAUUUACUUAAAGACUUCAGCAAACAAUUACUAUGUAAAUGCAGCGCGUCAUGCUGAGGCUCAUAAGAAUAAUAAUGCUGGUUCGUUGUUCCCUGUUCUGUUUCAUUGAUUCGGGCACACAAAUGAAUAGUUUGACUACUGCAUACAAAGGUUAAGCGAGAGAAGGGUGGAGUUUUGGCAUUCGAGCACCUGUUGGCCACACCCUUCUCUGUAAAGUUCAUUUGUUAAAUGUUGCCAUUCAACCCCUCGCUGCGUUGUACAUUUUACUGGAAUGUAAGUGUUUCUUUUGUGUUGAUACUUUGACUUUUUUUAACGGAGAUACAUUCACUUUUUUGAUAUGUAUAUUUAUUGUAAAUUUGCUGACGUGAGCUUUGGACGGAUGGAUGAUCUUUAAAUACACCAGGAUCAGCACUCCCAUGAUUUAACCCCAGUGACAAAAAUCUUGAAUUCAUUUCUCAGUUAAGAGUACUAAUUUGAUCUGGUUAUAUGUGGCUUAAUUUCCACAGUGUGUGUGUAAUAUGGAUGUGUGUAAAUUUCAGGUGCGGUCAGUGAGCCAUGUUCGGUGAUCUCUACCAUUUCAACUAAAGCCUUUAAUGUUCUUCGAACAUGGAACAUUCUCGUGCUGUAUUUGGCAUGACAGUUUACUGUGUAGCCACGUGUAAUGAUUGAGCCUUUGUUCUGGAUUACCUUUAUUUUGAAAGCUCUCCGGUGUAUUGAAAAGACAUGUCCAUGCUUACAUUGCUCACUCUGCAAGAACAGUCUUGACUAUGGACCGUUUUUAAAGCCAUGUAAAUAAAGUAAGCCUCUUUGUUUCCCCUUCA
Triplophysa rosa is the source of this 3045-nucleotide messenger RNA. It is a transcript of the gene dnajc7, whose product is annotated as DnaJ (Hsp40) homolog, subfamily C, member 7. Gene Ontology annotation, molecular function: protein binding. NCBI's taxonomy places the organism in Eukaryota, Metazoa, Chordata, Actinopteri, Cypriniformes, Nemacheilidae. The record is from RefSeq and is a predicted model, not a curated record.